AUGGCGGCCGCUCGUUGCCUGGAGGGGGCUGAUGGGGCCCUCCUUCCUUGGCUGGUCCUGCUGCAGAGCGGAGGGCGCAGCAGAGCGGGCGCAGCAGCAGAAGCAGCAGCAGCAGCAGCAGCAGUAGCGGCACCACCACCGCCGGCGCCGGACGCUAACGAAGCAGCAGGGGCUGGCGCUAUGUCUUUGUGCUGCUGGAUCUCCUCAGCCCUUAAGGGGUCCCCCAGCCGUGUUCUUCUUGCCCUGUUGUUGGUGGGCUGUUCUCACCCUGGCGCCGAUGCUGCUGCCGCUCAGGCAGCAGCAGCAGCAGCAGCAGCAGCAACAGCAGCAGCAGCAGCAGCAGAAGAGUACCCAGAUUACUGUUUAAAGGAGUGGACAGUACAAGAAAGAAGAUCGCUGCCGCCGCUGAGUGCAGCUGCGCAGGCACUGCAUCUGCAGCUCCAACAGGUACACGCGCUGGUGCGGCACGGCGCUAGGGCCCCCUAUGACCGCAACUGUUGGCGCUGGGGCGCUGCUGCGGAAUCUGAGCUAUCGAAGGACAGCAGCAGGAGCAGCAGCAGCAGCAGCAGCGACACAAGCAGCAGCAGCAGCAGCAGCAGCAGCUCUGCACACCGCCAUGUGGGGCCUGCCCCAGAGCAGGAUGCCUUGAGGAGCGACGCAGAGCGAUGCCCCCCAGUAGGGCAUCAUGGGUCGGGGGACUGUGCUGCUGCUGCAGCAGCAGCAGCAGCAGCAGAGGCAGCCACAGCAGCAGAUUCUGCUGGGUCUGCAGAAGGAAUUAAUGUAAGGGAAAAGGAUUCAAGUGCAGCAGCAGCAGCAGCAGCAGGUGCUGGAGAAACACACACCCGCAGAGGCGCACCAACGCGGAAUCUUUCCGCUGUUGACAGCAGCAGCAGCAACAGCAGCAGCAGCAGCAGUAGCAGCAGCGGCGGCGAUAGCAACAGCAGCUUGGCCCUGAUGUCUGCCGAAACCACGGGGGAUGGAGCAGCAGCAGCAGCAGCAGCAGCAACAGCAGCAGCAGCAACAGCAGCAGAGAUGGGACCGCCAUGGGAAUGCGCGUUCCAGGAGGAGUUAGGGAUGAAUGAUACCAGGUCAGGUGUACUGGCUUCUGCUCCUCUCCUGAAGAAGUACGUAGCAACUGCAGCAGAAAGGGGGCUGUUCAGAGGCAGCUGUGUCCCCUCCAGUCUGCUGGAUGAGGGGGCAGCACAGCUGCGGCUCAUUGGUGCUAUCCUGGGUCGCGCCUACGUUGCGCCUGCGUCUCCACCUCCGCAGCAGCAGCAGCAGCAGCAGCAGCAGCAGCAGCAGCAGCAGCAGCAGCAGCAGCGCAUGCAAGUGGAGACACAUGAGGUGACCUCGGACCCCCUUUUGUCUGGUUAUGCUUCUCCUAUAGUAACAGAGCUGAGGAGACAGGCAGAAGCAAGCCCUGAGUUUGCUGCACUGAACGCAAAACAUAUAAAAAUAAAGAGACAGCUGAUGCAGCACCUAAAAUUAAAUAUAAAUGAAUUAGAUGCUCUAUGGCCUGAAGUUAUUGUUGACUGUACCCUCACAUAUGCAUGCAGCGGGAGGAGACACCUGCUGCCACCGCUGCUGCAGCAAAAUAACUUCGCGCUGCUGCAGCAGCUGCAGCAUAUCAAUGAUCAGAUCACUAACUUCUGGACGGGGUGGGCAGAUGCUGCUGCAGCAGCAGCAGCAGCACAACCCCUCUUUGAGGAGCUCGCGGCGAAGAUAUUGGCGCCCAUACGCAAGAAACAGCAGCUGCUGCAGCAACACGGUAACAGCAACAAAACAACAACAGCAGCAGCAGCAGCAGCAGCAGCAGCAGCUGCAGAAGAGGCCCCACAGGGAGCUCUCUCUCUGUACAUGACCCACGAUGUCACCCUCAUUUCAGUUCUCGCGGCUCUGAAAGUUUAUGGUGGCGUUUGGCCCCCUUAUGCAUCUGUUGUUGCCUUUGAGGUCUACGAGCACUUCCCGCAGCAGCAAAAUAGCAGCAGCAGCAGCAGCAGCAGCAGCAGCAGCAACAGCAACAGCAGCAGCGGAAACUCAAGUAGCCAAGGCUUGACAUCAUAUGUCUUCCGACUUGUUUAUAACGGUGAGGUCCUAACAGCUAAGAUGCCGGGGUGUAAGGGAGAGGCGCUGCUGGCCCCUGACCUCUGCAGCCUACAAGUCCUCAUCAGCACCAUGCUGGCCCCCCCGCCCAGGCCUCCUGUGCCUGCAGAGAAGCAGCAGCAGCAGAGCCAGCAGCAGCAGCAGCAGCAGCAGCAGAGCCAGCAGCAGCAGGAGGGCCGGGAGAAAGGGGGGGAGGUACCGCAGCAAGAAGCGGACCAUAAUAAUCAGCUAGAGCAGGAAAAGCUGCAGCAGCAGCAGCAGGAGCAGCAGCAGCAGCAGCAGCAGCAGCGGUUGCAGCAGCUGCAGCGUCAAGAAGAAAUGUAG
This is a messenger RNA of Eimeria mitis, 2427 nucleotides long. Its product is annotated as histidine acid phosphatase domain containing protein, putative. The transcript has 6 exons. Gene Ontology annotation, cellular component: nucleus. Gene Ontology annotation, molecular function: transcription cis-regulatory region binding. NCBI's taxonomy places the organism in Eukaryota, Apicomplexa, Conoidasida, Eucoccidiorida, Eimeriidae. Gene Ontology annotation, biological process: regulation of transcription by RNA polymerase II. The record is from RefSeq and is a predicted model, not a curated record. The coding region runs from base 1 to 2427 and encodes 808 amino acids.